Molecule: messenger RNA, 1432 nt
Organism: Pistacia vera
Lineage: Eukaryota; Viridiplantae; Streptophyta; Magnoliopsida; Sapindales; Anacardiaceae
Product: chloroplast stem-loop binding protein of 41 kDa b, chloroplastic
Exons: 10
Coding region: 92-1237 (381 amino acids)
Biological process (GO): rRNA processing
Cellular component (GO): cytosol
Molecular function (GO): RNA binding
Source: RefSeq, a predicted model, not a curated record
AUGCAAGAAUGAGAGGCACCACCCAAACCAACUCUGAGAAACAGAUUGCCAUUUUCAAUACAAUCAAAUUCUCAAGUAGAGAAGAACUAACAUGGCAAGCUUGGCUGUGUUACACCAGCAAACUCAGCCUUCUUUCUCUGUUCUUACUUCUUCUCUAUCUGACUUUAAUGGCACCAGAGUCGUCCACUCCCAACUUCAGUUUAAAAGAAAGGCAUUACAGCCAAAAGGAGCUCUCCAUAUUACGGCAUCAAGUGAAAAGAAAAUUCUUAUAAUGGGAGGAACUAGAUUCAUUGGUGUAUUUUUGUCUAGACUUCUGGUCAAAGAGGGCCAUCAGGUGACCUUGUUUACUAGAGGGAAAGCACCCAUUACUCAACAAUUGCCAGGUGAAUCUGACCAGGAUUAUGCUGAAUUUUCUUCCAAGAUCUUGCAUUUGAAAGGAGACAGAAAGGAUUUUGAUUUUGUGAAAUCCAGUCUCUCAGCCGAAGGUUUUGAUGUUGUUUAUGAUAUAAAUGGACGAGAGGCUGAUGAAGUUGAACCCAUAUUGGAUGCACUACCAAAUUUAGAACAGUACAUAUACUGCUCCUCAGCCGGUGUGUAUCUCAAAUCUGAUCUUCUACCACACAGUGAGACUGAUGCAGUUGAUCCAAAGAGCAGGCACAAGGGAAAGCUUAAUACAGAGUCCUUAUUGAAAUCAAGAGAUGUGAAUUGGACUUCUUUAAGGCCAGUCUACAUCUAUGGACCCUUGAACUACAACCCUGUUGAAGAGUGGUUUUUCCACCGCUUGAAAGCAGGCCGCCCAAUUCCCAUACCCAAUUCAGGAAUGCAAAUAACCCAACUUGGUCAUGUGAAGGACUUGGCAAAGGCCUUUCUUGUGGUUCUUGGUAAUGAAAAAGCAAGUAAGCAGGUAUUCAACAUCUCAGGAGAAAAGUAUGUGACUUUUGAUGGAUUAGCAAGGGCAUGUGCGAAGGCUGGUGGGUUUCCUGAGCCUGAACUUGUCCACUACAAUCCCAAGGAAUUUGACUUUGGUAAAAAGAAGGCAUUUCCCUUCCGUGACCAGCAUUUCUUCGCAUCUGUUGACAAAGCAAAGCAUGUGCUGGGAUUAACCCCCGAAUUUGGCCUGGUGGAAGGCCUUACAGACUCUUACAACCUAGACUUCGGCAGGGGUACAUUCAGGAAAGAGGCUGAUUUCUCUACAGAUGACUUGAUUCUGGGCAAGAAACUUGUUCUCCAGGCCUAGAAACUUGAGUAUAAUUAUUAUUCUUUGAAUCCUUUAAGUUGUAGGAAUUUGCAGUGGGGGGUUUCUGUCACAUCCAAGUCAUUUUCUAGACGGUUAUAUCAUUUGUUGUGAUAAUGUAGACAUAUCAACCUUUGAAUGCUGCAUACUGUUGACUCUGGUUUAUGAACAAAAAUUCAAAGCAACCACUUGUCCCUA